AUGGCGGACGAGGAAGUAGUUAUUUUACCAAAGAAACAUAAGAAAAAGGAGCGGAAGUCUUUACAAGAAGAUGAUGUAACUGAAAUACAACAUGCUGAAGAAUUUCUUAUCAAACCAGAAUCCAAAGUGGCUCAGUUGGAUACAUCUCAGUGGCCCUUGUUGCUAAAGAAUUUCGAUAAGCUAAAUGUAAGGACAACAUACUAUACACCUCUUCCUUGUGGUUCAAAUCCUCUGAAGAGGGAGAUUGGGGACUAUAUCAGGACAGGUUUUAUUAAUCUUGACAAGCCCUCUAACCCCUCUUUCCACGAGGUGGUAGCCUGGAUCCGACGAAUACUUCGGGUAGAGAAGACAGGACACAGUGGUACCUUGGAUCCAAAGGUGACUGGCUGUUUAAUCAUGUGCAUAGAACGUGCAACACGUUUGGUGAAAUCACAACAGAGUGCAGGCCUAGAAACUCUGACAGGUGCCCUGUUCCAGCGACCCCCACUUACUGCUGCAGUAAAGAGGCAACUCCAAGUGAGGACUAUGUAUGAGAGCAAAAUGAUUGAAUAUGAUCCUGAAAGAAGACUAGGAAUCUUUUGGGUGAGUUGUGAGGCUGGCACCUACAUUCGGACACUGUGUGUACACCUUGGCUUGUUGUUGGGAGUUGGCGGUCAGAUGCAGGAACUUCGGAGGGUUCGUUCUGGAGUCAUGAGUGAAAAGGACCAUAUGGUGACAAUGCAUGAUGUGCUUGAUGCUCAGUGGCUAUAUGAUAACCACAAGGAUAAGAGUUACCUGUGGCGAGUUGUUUACCCUUUGGAAAAGCUGUUGACAUCCCAUAAACGAUUGGUUAUGAAAGAUAGUGCAGUAAAUGCAAUCUGCUAUGGGGCCAAGAUUAUGCUGCCAAGUGUUCUCCGAUAUGAAGAUGGCAUUGAGGUCAACCAGGAGAUUGUGGUCAUCACUACCAAGGGGGAAGCAAUCUGCAUGGCUAUUGCGUUGAUGACAACAACAGUGAUCUCUACCUGUGACCAUGGUAUAGUAGCAAAGAUCAAGAGAGUGAUUAUGGAGAGAGACACCUACCCUCGGAAGUGGGGUUUGGGUCCAAAGGCAAGUCAGAAGAAGCUAAUGAUCAAGCAAGGUCUUCUGGACAAGCAUGGCAAACCCACAGAUAACACUCCUGCCACCUGGAAGCAGGAGUACACUGACUACAGUGAUUCUGGGAAAAGAGAGGUGGUUGCUAAAGUAUUAAAAACCACACCUUUAGUUACUGAAGUGGUAAAAGCCCCACAGGUAGUUUCUGACGCUGUAAAAGUCCCAAAGCGGAAGCGAGAGAGUGAGAGUGAAAGUGAUGAGAACCCUCCAGCAGCUCCCCAGUUGAUCAAGAAGGAAAAGAAGAAGAAUAAGAAAGACAAAAAGGCCAAAGCUGCAUUAGAGCAUGGGGACGAGCCUGGAGAUGGGGACAGUGACACCACAAAGAAGAAGAAGAAGAAGAAAGCAAAAGUGGUGGAAGUGAUGUCUGAGUAGUGAGGGUGACAUUAAGCCUUGUGCCCAGGUGGUGGGAGAGAUGAAAGCCUUAUUGAGAAAACAGUUUCUUUUGUUUUGAGGGAGUAGAACAAAGGUUCUGGACAGGGUGGAGAGUUCUGGCACAUUUUAGCUGCUACUUAAAACCUCAGUGAUACUACUUGUUGUGGUCAUCCCAUCUUGUCCUGUUUUAAGGAUGUGGGUGGAUAAAAAAAAAAAAAAAGGCAGAUUGUAUGCCAUUGACUUCUAU
Messenger RNA from Ictidomys tridecemlineatus (thirteen-lined ground squirrel), 1750 nucleotides. NCBI's taxonomy places the organism in Eukaryota, Metazoa, Chordata, Mammalia, Rodentia, Sciuridae. The record is from RefSeq and is a predicted model, not a curated record.